Molecule: messenger RNA, 672 nt
Organism: Cyclospora cayetanensis
Lineage: Eukaryota; Apicomplexa; Conoidasida; Eucoccidiorida; Eimeriidae
Product: elastin
Exons: 1
Coding region: 1-672 (223 amino acids)
Source: RefSeq, a predicted model, not a curated record
AUGCCUCACGGUCUUACUGUACUCACUGCCACAAUGACGGGAGGCGCCGUUGGCGGCACCGCAUCAAGUGGCGCUUGCUGCGGCGGCUGGUGCCCCUUUUGUCCCACAGCCACAGCAGCGGCAGGCGCGCCUGCCGCUGGGGCUGCAGCACCAGCAGCGGCAGGAGCCGCAGCGGGCAUUCCAGCAGCGGCUGCAGCUCCCGCUGCGGCUGCACCAGCAGGAGCUGGUAUUGCAGGCAUAGGCGGUGCUGCAACUGGAGGCUUGGGAGGGGUGGGUGCUGGUGCCUCAGGUGGGGCGCCUAUGCUCCCAGGACUUGUGGCUGUAGGCAGUGGCGCAGGUGCAGCAGCUGCAGCAGGAGCUCCUCUGCUUAAGCAGGCCAUGGGGGUUGUGACGGGUUUGCUGCUCCUGCCCACGAAGACGUCUGCGCUUCUCGCAAACAUGCGUCGGGAGGAGGAAGAGGAUGACGAGGACACGCAAGCCAGCGACGGGGAGAUCACUGUGACAACUGCAGAAACAGCGUCAACAGAGACCGCCAAUAUGAGCAGCGCCGCUGUCUCCGCUCCGGACCAGCGGACGGUGAAGAUCAUGAACAAGGAAACCGUGGACGUCUUGCAGCCAGAGGACGUGCCUACUACAGGGGGGGGUCCUGAGGUGUACAGCAGCUUCCUGUAG